This is a messenger RNA of Hyalella azteca, 1232 nucleotides long. Its product is annotated as collagen alpha-1(III) chain-like. The coding region runs from base 10 to 462 and encodes 150 amino acids. The record is from RefSeq and is a predicted model, not a curated record. The transcript has 2 exons. Lineage: Eukaryota; Metazoa; Arthropoda; Malacostraca; Amphipoda; Hyalellidae.
GACGGGGACAUGAGUGCGCUGGUUAACCAGGUGGCUGUGGUUCAGAACAAAGUUGAUCAGAUCGCCAAGCUCGACAACAAAGUGGAUUUGCUGAUCUCUGCCGUUGCACAACUCAGACUUAAAAUACAGAACCAAGGCGGAGUCGGAGGGCCGCCCGGUGAGAAGGGCAACAUGGGCCCGCCUGGCAUCAAGGGGAACGUCGGACCACCAGGAAUGCCGGGUGAUUGUCCACAGUCUGUGUGCAACAGCGGGCCUCCUGGUCCCCCAGGACCCCGAGGGACCAAUGGAGAUCCUGGGCCCAAGGGCGAGUGUUGUUACGGGGUCCGUGGAGACCGAGGACCGAUUGGAGCACGAGGAGGGAGCAUGGCUGGAAUACCUGGACCAAAGGGCGCUAAGGGGGACAAUGGAGACCCAGGAGUUUGGUUGCCCAGAGAUCCGUGCGCUGCUACACAUGGGGGUUAAAAAGCUACACAGGAGGUAUGAGCUGCUACAUUUAGUGGAUGAGCUGCUACAUAUGAGGGAUGCCAAGCUAUUUCCAAAGAUGAGCUGCUACACAUGGGGGAUAAAAAGCUACAUAUGAGGGAUGAGCUGCUACAUAUGAGGGGUAAAAGGCUACAUAUGAGGGAUGAGCUGCUACAUUUAUGGAUGCCAAGCUACAUACGAAAGAUGAGCUGCAACAUAUGAGGGAUAAAAGGCUACGCAGGAGGGAUGAGCUGCUACAUAUGAGGGAUGCCAAGCUACAUACAAAGGAUGAGCUGCAACAUAUGAGGGAUAAAAAGCUACGCAGGAGGGAUGAGCUGCUACAUAUGAGGGAUGCCAAGCUACAUACAAAGGAUGAGCUGCAACAUAUGAGGGAUAAAAAGCUACGCAGGAGGGAUGAGCUGCUACAUAUGAGGGAUGCCAAGCUACAUAGGAGGGAUGAAUGGUAAUCAUUCCCUUCAUUGACGUCCAUCGCGUUCCAAUUUAUUUGCCAAUUUUCACCUCAUAGUGUCACAUGUAACAAAUGAAUUUGAUUCAGAAUUUCUAUACAAACCAUAUUUCUAACCUUAUAAAGGAAGCAACAUAAGAAAAUGCGCACCGCUAUCGCCAUCAUAAUCAUUUUCUGUAAUCUGUAAUUUGUUGAGGUGCGCACGUCACCUUGCCCUGUACGUUGCUGUGAGCGGUCCAUUCAUUUAUGAGAAAGCCAUCCUAACCGUCUACCGCCGUAUGCCACUCUCCGGGAACAUAACUUU